Messenger RNA from Encephalitozoon hellem ATCC 50504, 501 nucleotides. RefSeq lists its product as uncharacterized. The transcript has a single exon. The coding region runs from base 1 to 501 and encodes 166 amino acids. The record is from RefSeq and is a predicted model, not a curated record. Lineage: Eukaryota; Fungi; Microsporidia; Unikaryonidae.
AUGGGAGAUAGAGAUCUUGGGCUUGAAAAGAAGAUACACAAAGCUGCACUUCUUGAGACGGUUGGUGUUUUAAACCAAGUUGCAGAUAAGAAGGACAAAGGCGGCAAGAAAAAGACCUAUGUAAAGUCUGAGAAAAAGGAAAAAGAGAGUAAGAGGGACACUCGGAAAAAAACCGACAAUCAUGGAAUAAGGCCAAAUAAGCAGAAAAGAAAUGCAAUGAGAAAGUGUGGCCAAGUUGCAAACGAGAAGGAAAGUAAGGAUUCAGAGAAGUGUCUAGAAAAGAUGACGAGGAAAGAGAGAAGGUUGGAGAAGCUGAGGAGUAGGGGAAAGGGGCCAUCCUCAAAGGAAUACUAUGAAAAGUUUAUCAAGAAGCGCAAAGACAACUCUCCAGAGAAGAAAGUUUCCAAAAGCGUCCUUCCUUCGAAACGCAAGGAGGACUUUCCCAAAGACGAUGGAGGCAAGAGAAAUAAAGUGUCUUCGUCCCGCAAAAAGAAGAGGUAA